Messenger RNA from Danio aesculapii, 2735 nucleotides. RefSeq names its product DEAD (Asp-Glu-Ala-Asp) box helicase 24 (gene ddx24). Gene Ontology annotation, cellular component: nucleolus. The transcript has 10 exons. The record is from RefSeq and is a predicted model, not a curated record. NCBI's taxonomy places the organism in Eukaryota, Metazoa, Chordata, Actinopteri, Cypriniformes, Danionidae. Gene Ontology annotation, molecular function: nucleic acid binding; ATP binding; RNA helicase activity. The coding region runs from base 63 to 2462 and encodes 799 amino acids.
AUCACGGCCGCGUCCUCGUGCCGCACAUGUGCGUGAACUGAAAGACGGACAAGUGAGCUGUGAUGAAGGUGAAGAAGGCGAAGGUGAAGACGCCCCGUCCGCGGCUCAUCUCCUCCAGGAGGGGUGUGCUGGUCAGAGGGCAGUGGAAGGCAGUGAAUGUGGACCCCAGCCUGUUCUCGGAUGAAGGGCUGGACGGGCUGGUGUGCUUCGAGGAGCUGACCGAUUACUCCCUGGUGGAGCCGGAGAAGGCCCUCACUGAGCACGUGCAGACGGAGAGGCGGAGUCAGAAGAAGAGGAAGACCAAUGAGGAGCGUCGGUCUGAAGAUGAAGACGUUGCAGACCUAGAGGACGGUGUAGCAGACGACGGAGGAAAACCAGAGAAGAAGAAGAAGAAGAAAAACAAACAAGAGGAGGAGGAGACGCUGGAGGAGGAGCAGAUCUCAGCAGAGGAGAGUCCUGAGCUGACAACAGAAACACCACAGACCUCCAAGAAGAAGAAGAGGAAGAAGAAGAAGAAGAAGAAGCCGGAGGAGGAGAAGAAGCAGCACGAGGAGGAGAGCAGUGCUGCUGCCGGUGGUGAGGCUGAGUCUGCGCUCCCUCAGAAGAGCCGUCACUGGAGCCGGGCGUCUCUGGAGGCUUCGGGGCCCUCAGACGUGUCCUCCUGGAGGGAUCUGCUGGUGCCUGAGCCGGUGCUGAGAGCUCUCGCUGUGCUGGGUUUCUCUGCUCCCACUGCCAUACAGGCGCUGGUGCUGCCGCCCGCCAUCAGAGACCGACUGGACAUACUGGGGGCUGCCGAGACCGGCAGUGGAAAGACGCUGUGUUUCGGGAUCCCCAUGAUCCACAUGAUCCUGCAGUGGAGAGAGCAGACGGAGGAGCACAGCACACCUGAGCACACACACACACCUGUGCAGAGCCUCUACCUGCAGGAGGAGGGUGGAGAUGAUGAUGAUGAUGAUGAUGAUGAUGAUGAUGGAGUUAAAGAUGAAGAUGAUGGAGUUAAUGAUGAUGAUGAUGGUGCUGAAGGCUGCAGUGCUCCUCUUGAUGACCCAAAUGGCCAGAAUGACCCAGAUCCAGCCAGAGGAGUUUGUCGGCCGCUGCUGGGGCUCGUCCUCACUCCCACCAGAGAGCUGGCGGUGCAGGUCAAACACCACAUCGACGCCGUGGCUCAGUUCACAGGUAUAAAGACUGCGAUUGUGGUUGGUGGGAUGGCGCCGCAGAAGCAGCAUCGGGUGUUGAUGCGCCGGCCCGAGAUCAUCAUCGCCACACCAGGCCGCCUGUGGGAGAUGAUCAGAGAGAAACACCCACACCUGCAGGACCUGCGCCAGCUGCGGUGUCUGGUUCUGGACGAGGCGGACCGUAUGGUGGAGAAGGGCCACUUUGCAGAGCUGGAGAGCCUGCUGGAGCUGCUCAACACGUCUCAGUUCAGCUCCAGGAGGCAGACGUUUGUGUUCUCCGCCACGCUGACGCUGGUGCACAGCCUGCCCUCGCGCCUGCAGCAGAAGAAGAAGAAGCAGCGUCAGGGGGAGCAGCGCAGCAAACUGCAGCUGCUGAUGGAGAAGGUGGGCGUCCGAGACAAGCCCAAGAUCAUCGACCUGACGCGCAAACAGGCCACGGUGGAGACGCUGACGGAGACGCGCAUCAGCUGCACCAAGGAGGACAAGGACCUGUUCCUCUACUACUUCCUGCUGCAGUUCCCGGGCCGCAGCAUGGUGUUCGCCAACAGCAUCGCCUGCAUCAAGCGGCUGUACGCCCUGCUGCACCUGCUGGACUGCACACCGCUCAUGCUGCACGCUAACAUGCACCAGAAGCAGCGGCUCAAGAACCUGGAGCGCUUCGCUGAGAACACACGGUGUGUUCUCCUCACCACAGAUGUCGCCGCUCGAGGACUCGACAUCCCCGACGUCCAGCAUGUCAUUCACUAUCAGGUUCCCCGCACCUCAGAGACGUACGUGCACCGCAGCGGGCGGACGGCGCGGGCCACCAGAGAGGGUCUGAGUCUGCUGCUGAUCAGCCCUGAUGACCUGCUGAACUACAGACGCAUCUGCCGCACGCUGGACAAGAGCGAGGAGCUGCCCGUCUUCCCUGUAGAGAGCAAGUGCAUGGCGGCGGUCAAGGAGCGUGUGGAUCUGGCCCACCGCAUCGAGAAGAUGGAGUACUUCCACAGCCGGGAGACGCAGCACAACUCCUGGGUCCGGCAGGCGGCUGAAGCCAUGGACAUCGAUGUGGACGACGAGCUGCUGAUGGGAUCCUCUAAAGGUGAGGAUGAGGAGCGCGAGCAGCAGCGGGAGAAGCAGAUGCUGAGGAAACAGCUGAAGAUCCUGAUCUCACAGCCCGUCUUCAGGAGUCAGAUGAAGACCAGAUACCCCACACAGAUGGGCAAACUACUGCUGCCCACGCUGCCCCAGGACACCGCCCUCGCCAGCCUGAAGCAGGACACACAGAGCAGCACGCGCAGACGCUAACACACAGACCUGAGCAGAGGCUAAGAAACUGUGUCCAAGUACACGUGUGUGUGUGUGUGUGCGUGUGUGUGUGUGUUAUGAGUGAGUGUGCUUUGAGUGUUGAGUCUGUGUAUGUGUGUGUGCGCAGCAGGACAGUUGGAGCCACUCCUCUCAGACUCUUCCCAUCAUGCACUGCUGUGCUGUGGUGUAUCAGGAACAGUGCUGAGGAUGUUCUUCAUCAUGUGUGUUUAUCCUGAUCUGCUGAUCUGGGAGUAAAGUACAGGUCCAGUGUGA